CAACUGGGCACGUGCACGCCCAGUGGAUCCCCUGGCCUCUAACAGGAACCCCUCCUAGAGGCGAGGCCGCGGGGGAAUCGUGAGGAGGGCAUCCCCGAGGACAUUCACGAUUCCCCCGAGGACAUUAACGAUUCCCCCGAGGAUAUUCACGAUUCCCCCGAGAACAUUCACAAUUCCCCCGAGGACAUUCACGAUCCCCGAGGACAUCCAUCUACCAGACAAUCUUUUCAACACACCACACAUCUCCGUCGAGGGAGCCUGGAGAAAGCAGCAAAACCCACAGGGAACCGCACGCAAUGGGUCUUUUCCACCGAAGCCGUGAUAAAGACAGUCCUCAGGCCGUACCGAAGCACCGUUUCGGAUUUCGCAAAUCCUUCAAAAAGUUAACGGGCGCCAAAUCCACGUCACUCGCUCCUGAACCGCUCGUCGCUUCUGUCCUUCGCCAAAGCAAUGCAUCCAAACCCUCGCCCCGCACCUCCAUCAUCAACGACACAUCUGCGUCUCUCGAGGGAUCCGCGGCCGCCAGUGAAAGCAUCACCACAAUCCCCCCAUGCCGUCAAGUUCAGGAGAUCACAAGCACGCCCAAGACUCUAUGGGACCGAGCAUACGACGCUCUUCGAUCAUCCAACGAUCCCGACAAGUCGGGCUUGGUUGCCGAUUACGAGAGAAAAGUUCUCCAUGAAUUAAAAUCCAAUGUGUCAGGACGUACAGUGGAACUCGAGGAAACGUUCGCGGAUUCACUCUUGGAUCAGAAGCUCACCAACAAGGCAGUACUUGACCGAGCCAUUGAAGAUGCAUUGAAGCAUGCCGCCAAGGGGGCAAGCUCAGCAAGAUCAUCAAUCGACAAGGCGGGCAAAUUGACGUUGGCGCUUCAGAACUUCAUCAGCGAGGCUGUCAAAGCUUUCCCGGAGGCUUCCCUUGUAUGGGCAGGCGUGUAUCUUGUUCUACCCCUCCUCACCCAACCUGCAAUUGCCGACGAAGCCCAGAGGAACGGGUUCUCAUACGUCACGUCCCGUAUCGGCUUCUGGACUACGCUUGAACGUCAGCUUGCCAAUACCGGAAACUGGACGGAGAGUGUUCAAGAGGAAUUUGUCAGGCUUUAUCAGCAUUUGCUUGAAUUCCAGGUCCGCAUUGUCCUCCGAUACCAUCAAAGUGGCUUUGAACGCUUCGUACAAGACCUUUCAUCCAACGCGUGGGAGCAGCUUAUCACAGUCAUCAAGCACCAAGAGGGUCUUCUCUACCAGGAUUUACAACAAUACCACAAUACCAACCUUUCACUCACCAUUGAGACUCUUAAGGAGAACAGCAAUAAAUCUUUAGAGUCCAACGCCAGAUUUCUCGAGGCUCUACAGGAGGUCCAAGAUUUUGUCCGUAAAGGCGCUGAGAAUAAGCUUCAGGAGAAGGAGGAGAAGUGUUUACACCUCUUCCGUCUUACGGACAAUCAGAGACAUGUCACCUAUGAGUGGUAUAAAAGCCGUGUCCAAAAGCGAGUUGAGGGAACUUGCAUCUGGGCUGUUCAGCACGAGAAUUUUCAAAACUGGUUGAAGCUCAAAUCGGGACCUCUUCUGAUCACGGCAGACCCUGGAUGCGGGAAAUCCGUGUUAUCCAAAUACUUGAUUGACCAGUAUCUGCCACAACGGUUUCCGACCGCAACUAUAUGCUACUUCUUCUUCAAAGAUGGGGACCAGAACACAGUCAAGCAGGCCCUUUGUGCUCUACUACAUCAGCUUUUUUGCCAAAAGCCAGAACUGAUCAAGCAUGCUCUCGAAGAAUAUGCUCACGCCAUGAUCAGAACGACAUCCUCAUUAUGGCGGAUUUUCAACGACGCAACGCAUGAUGAAAGAGCGGUGCUUGAUGCUCUUGAUGAAUGCGAGCCAAAUGAGUUCACACUCUUGGUGGAAAACAUCAACAAAGUGGGAGAAAGCGUCGCCAAGUUUCUGCUUACAUCUCGUCCGUAUGGGGAUUAUGGCGACAUGCUUGAACGCUUUCCUCGCGUUCUGAUCCCGGGGGAAAAGGAAGAUCAAUCGGACCAGAUCAGUACGGAGAUUAAUCUUCGCGUCGAUCAAUUCUACAAACUCCAAGAUCAACUCAAAAAUACCCUGUGGGCGGAACUCAACAAGACAAAGCAUCGAACCUAUCUCUGGGUCUAUCUUGUCUUCGAUUAUUUGAAGACCCUCGUCUCAAGCGACGCUCUGAAGCGGACAGCUCAAGGGUUUAAGACUGCCAUUGAGAAACUUCCGAGGACAGUGGAAGAUGCAUAUGAACGGAUUCUCAAUAGGCCCCAGGGUGCCCUACGUACAAUAUUGCGACGAGUGUUGUGUCGCCCUUUGACGCUCUCUGAGAUGCAGAUUGUGGUCAACAUUGAACCUGACAUGAUAUCUGUCAAAGAACUGGACAUGGAGGAGGAAGAAGAUUUCUCAAAUCGCCCAAGAACAAUCUGCGGACUUUUUCGCAGAGUAGAGUUCUUGCAGGCCGAAACGGAACUAUCUACAGCGCCAGGGAAAAACCAGGCCCAUGGUGAACUUGCUCGGAUUUGCGUGCGCGAUGGUCCUUUUCUUCAUGUUGCUGUGGCUUUAGGAUGCAAUGGCCUCGUCCGACAUAUUCUACGUAACAUUAGCGCUAAAGAAAUCAACACUGGUCACAACGAAAGGGAGACAACACCUCUAGCUCUAGCCGCCAGAUACGGAAACAACCACACUAUACAGCUUUUGAUCGAGGCGGGGGCCGAAGUGGGUACUGGCUGGAAAGACAAAACUCCACUGUAUGAAGCCGUGGACGCUCGAAAAUUAGUGUCUGCCACUACCUUACUCGAUUACGGCGCCUCCGUUGAUCAGUUAGAUGCGCGAGGACGGACUCUGUUACACCUCACGGCUCGUAACGAUGACGCCAAGAUGGUGGAGGUAUUGGUUGAGAAAGGGAUCAAUGUCAACUCCACAGAUAAUGACGGCAAUACCGCUUUGCUGGCAUGCCGCGCCGUCUACGAUGAAAUGUACCGGAGGACAGAUGGCGUCAAACUGGCCAGAUUUGUGAUUGAAAGAGGAGCAUGUCUUGACAUAGCCAACAAAGACGGCACAACCGCUCUCAUGCAAGCAGUCGACUCGGGUAGGUGGGCUUUGGCUAAGCUCCUCAUCGCGAAAGGUGCGGAUCCCAACCUACAAGAUUGUAAAGGCGAGUUGGCCCUUCACAAGGUCUACUACUCCGAUAAGGACGAGGAUAGAGCCGUAUCACUAGCCAGGACGCUAGUUGAGAAAUGCGUUCACUUAGAGGCACAAGACCAUGAUGGUUUUACUCCCCUACAUGCUGCCGUUGCUAGGGAGCAUGUUAAGCUAGUAAGGUUGCUACUUGAAGGAGGUGCAGAUCUUGAGGCUACAGACCAUAGGGGCUUUACUCCGCUCGUUUCAGCGGUUUUCAUGAGCAAGACGAAAGUUCUUCCGUCCCUACUCGACUCAGGCGCGAAUGUUGAGGUUACCGACAAUGAGGGCAAAGGUCCUCUCUUGUUUGCGGUCGCGACAUCAGAGCCCCAAAUUGUUAAGAUGCUUCUCAACUUUGGUGCUAAAGUGGAAUGCACUGGGAAAGGCCCUUCACUCCUGAAAAAGGCCGUGGAAGUCAUUGAGGAUAACUUGAACACCGCGAAUGUGAUUCUGAGGGAGUAUGAAAUGGUGAAGGAACGAACCUCAGGCCUCGAAACCGGAACCGAAAACUGGGACCUAAUAACGGCAGACAGUCCGGAAAUGGUGGCACGCCUUGGAGACGCCUGCGUCGCCUGGGAUCAUGAGCGAGCUAAGCGAAGUUUGGCAACGCACCAAAUACUGCGCCGAGCGGUUGCUGAUACGGGUAUCGAUAGGCUAGAUGAAGAAGUUGAAACGGUGUUAGAUCGUGCGAUCAAGGAUGUGGAUCGGGCGCUGGAGGAGAUGAUGAGGAUACAGUUCGCGAACGAUCGCGGUGACCGACGCUGGUGA
Neurospora tetraspora is the source of this 3959-nucleotide messenger RNA. RefSeq lists its product as uncharacterized. Lineage: Eukaryota; Fungi; Ascomycota; Sordariomycetes; Sordariales; Sordariaceae. The transcript is spliced from 14 exons. Bases 297 to 3959 code for a protein of 1220 amino acids. Gene Ontology annotation, molecular function: protein binding. The record is from RefSeq and is a predicted model, not a curated record.